Messenger RNA from Branchiostoma belcheri (Belcher's lancelet), 2107 nucleotides. Its product is annotated as kelch domain-containing protein 2-like. Gene Ontology annotation, molecular function: protein binding. The coding region runs from base 149 to 1822 and encodes 557 amino acids. NCBI's taxonomy places the organism in Eukaryota, Metazoa, Chordata, Leptocardii, Amphioxiformes, Branchiostomatidae. The transcript is spliced from 13 exons. The record is from RefSeq and is a predicted model, not a curated record.
ACUAAUCUGACCCGCCAUUUUUGAGACCGCCUUUUUUUGCUACAUGACAUCGUUUGAUACAUCUUGCAAGUUAUUCCACAUUUCCUGCAGUUUCACAUUCAUAUUCGUGGCGUAAGAAGUUACAAGGAAACGUUGGCCGUAUAGAGUUAUGGACAGACUGUGUCUGUAUGCUGUAUUUUCGGUGGAUGAACCACCGAAACCACUAUUCUUUCGCAGGACACCAGAAGGAAUUGUCUACAACCACCAGUUGCCGCUGCCCCUCCCACACCAGGUGGUGGUCUUCGGUAUCGGCAAGUGGGAGCAAAGGACGCUGGGAAAGUCGCUGACUGUUGAGCUGACCCUGGACGAGGGAGAAACAUGGCAGAGACUGGGCACACUUACAGAUAAACACAGGUCCCUCUGCUGGCAGGGUGAGUGGAGAGAUGACUUCCUGAGGAGAAGUAUUGCCAUGGAGAGGCAGGGAGGAACAGCAACGCUGAAGGUGACCAGUGGAGGGUCUGGAUCAUGUGGGUCACCUGAGGGGAGACCAGUGGUCUCGUCACACCGCCUGCCCGAUACACCCAUCGACUCACCUGAAGUUACAGAAAAGGAAAACUUGGUAAAGUCAACUGGGGUUGCAGAGAUACAGAACGAGUACACGCCACCUUGGGAUGCAGAGGACAUCACGCUAACAAACACCCAGGAACCCACACCAAAGAGACGAAGAACCUCCGCAAAGUCACGGACCCUGAAGGAACAGCUCAAGUCAUCCACUGUCGACAAGAAGAAAACUCCCAACGCAUCACGAUCGAAGAAAGGCAGCAAGAAAGUAGAGUCAGACGCUGAAGAUACAGACACUCCCAGUGCACGCUGGGGCCACAGCCUGUGUCCGCUGGAUGACCACAGAGCCCUGCUGAUUGGUGGACAGGGAAAGGGACGUCAGCUGAGUAAAGACUCCAUCUGGCAGCUGGAUACAGUUACCCAGAAGUGGGAAGUACAGUCUACCACUUACUCAGGCCCGAAUCCCGAGGCCAGGAUGGGCCAUACCGCCACCUACGACCCUGUGGUCAAGUGUGUCUACGUGUUCGGUGGAUCCAAGAACAAGCGCUGGUUUAGUGAUGUCCAUGUCUUGGAUGUACAGACCUGGCAGUGGUCAUCUAUAGAGGCUCGAGGUGAUGCCCCCACACGAUCCUACCACAGUUCUACCCUGUACAGACACGAGCUGUUUGUGUUCGGGGGUGUGUUCCCUAACCCUGAUCCUCAACCUGACGGCUGCAGCAAUGAGGUCUUUGUCUACAGCCCAGCUACUGAAAGCUGGUACAAGCCCCUGGUCAUGGGAGACAGUCCUACACCUCGGUCUGGUCAUUCUGCAGUGUUGUUAGGAGAGAGGCUGGUAGUGUUUGGAGGAUGGGAUGCACCCGUCUGUUACAACGAUGUGUCUAUCCUGGACCUGUGCCUGAUGGACUGGACCCAGCCUGAAGUGACUGGCACGCCCCCAGCACCAAGAAGCUGGCACACGGCAGUUCCCCUGAAUGGAAACAGUUUCCUUGUCCACGGAGGCUAUGAUGGGGAUGAAGUCAUGGGGGAUUCCUUCGUCUUCUCACUAGACACCUGUAGCUGGAGUGCCCUGGCAGAUCCUGUACCUGUAAGUCCAUGCUGUGGACAUCAGGGUCUGGCUCUGUCCAGGAGUGAACAGGAGAAGGAAAACCAGGACAACCACAAACAGGCUAUCCUCAUCUUCGGUGGAGGGGACAACAACGGCCACUUCUUUAAUCAGUUAUACAAACACACUUUCUCUCACCAGGCAAGUGGAAGUGCCGUGGGAGACACGUGGUGUUGGUAGAGCCAACAUCAGGAGCUUUAGGCCAUGCCAAUCUAUAUCCUUGGUUCUUGGAAAUUUGAAUUAUAUAAAAAAAAAAAUAUAGCAAGCAGACAUCACAAAAGCAGGUAGGGAAGAAGCCUUCCGUCCAAGUGCACCAAGGCAUAGACCUGUUCCUCAGGCUUUGUUGUGAUUGUGAUUUGAUUAUGCACUUCCAGUUCAACAUAUAUUUUUGAAACCAACAAAUUAGAUUGGUGUGGCCUUUAAGGUACUUUGUUGGCAGCUGUAAUAUUUUUUUUUUGAGAUCAA